This is a messenger RNA of Penicillium hordei, 2460 nucleotides long. Its product is annotated as glycoside hydrolase family 55 protein. NCBI's taxonomy places the organism in Eukaryota, Fungi, Ascomycota, Eurotiomycetes, Eurotiales, Aspergillaceae. Gene Ontology annotation, molecular function: polygalacturonase activity. The transcript is spliced from 5 exons. The record is from RefSeq and is a predicted model, not a curated record. Bases 1 to 2460 code for a protein of 819 amino acids.
AUGUAUUAUUCUUCUGUGAUCAAGUAUUUUUCUUUGGUAGCUUGUGCCAAUGCACAGCUACUAGAGAUUCCCGCUGUGGAUGCUAUAGUCAGUUCUGCCAUGCUCCCCUUUAAGCAGUAUACGUCCUUCGGUCUAGCUCCAACGAAAAUCGCUUCUGCUGCUGUAAGCUUCAGAACCAAGGCCGCCGUGAACGCCGAAUCUGCCGUUGCAGCAGUGGCAGCAGCAGACACUGCGUACUGGCUAGCAGAUAUCGCUCACCAAGGACUCGCAGCCUUCAACCCGAACCCUUCUGGUUACCAAGUCUUCCGAAACGUGAAAGACUACGGAGCUAAAGGUGAUGGUGUGACCGACGAUACGGCCGCCAUCAAUGCGGCCAUAAGCGCCGGUGGUCGUUUUGGCCCAGCAAGCAGACAAUCUUCCACCACGACUCCCGCGAUAGUCUACUUCCCAUCUGGAACGUACAUAAUCUCAACAUCGAUUAUUGAUUACUAUUUCACCCAGCUGAUUGGCAACCCGAAUGCAAUGCCCGUCAUAAAAGCAACCGCAGGCUUUGUCGGACUAGGUAUGAUUGACGGUGACCAAUACCAGAACGAUGGAAACCAGGGCUGGACGUCGACGAAUGUUUUCUUCAGACAGAUUCGCAAUUUAAAAUUAGACUUAACUUCAAUCCCUGCCGGUACUGCUGCGACUGGUAUUCAUUGGCCGACUGGCCAAGCUUCCAGCAUCGAGAAUGUUGUCAUUGCUAUGAGUUCUGCUUCUGGGACGCAGCACCAGGGUAUCUUCAUUGAGAAUGGCUCUGGCGGCUGGUUGACUGAUGUGGUGAUUACUGGUGGCCUUUAUGGUGCCAAUAUUGGCAACCAGCAAUUCACAAUGAGGAACUUGGCCAUUUCGAAUGCAGUGACCGCAAUUUCUCAGAUCUGGAAUUGGGGGUGGACUUACCAAGGCCUAUCAUUGUCUAAUUGCACAACUGCUAUUUCAAUCAGCAAUGGUGGUGCCGGUGCCCAGCUCGUUGGCUCGGUCAAUAUCCUUGACAGCACCAUCCAAAACUGUCCUACCUUUGUCGAUACCGCCUGGCAGACCUCAACGCUAUCAACUGGCAGUCUUAUUCUGGAGAACAUCAUUCUAAACAACGUCCCGGUUGCAGUCAAAGGCGUCAGCGGUACUGUCCUUGCUGGCUCGUCGGGUUCUACGACCAUUGGCGCUUGGGGACAAGGCCACAGGUAUACUCCAAACGGACCAACCAACUUCCGGGGAUCUUUCACUGCGCCGACACGUCCGAGCGCUUUGCUUGCCGGUGGAUCGAAUAGGUAUUUUACCAAGUCCAAACCCCAGUAUGCGCAAUCACCGGUUUCUUCGUUUGUCAGUAUUCGAAACGCAGGCGCCAAAGGAGAUGGUUCAACCGAUGAUACGACAGCCAUCCAAUCCGCAUUGACAUCUGCCGUGACUGCAGGUCAAAUUGUGUUCUUCGAUCAAGGAACGUACAAAGUUACCCGCACUCUUUAUAUCCCGCCAGGCUCUCGGAUUGUCGGCGAGGCAUAUUCUGUCAUCAUGGCCACUGGUAGUGUAUGGUCGAGUAUUACCAAUCCCAUCCCCGUCAUCCAAAUUGGAAGAUCUGGAGAAUCUGGGUUCGUUGAAUGGUCCGACAUGAUAGUGAGCACCUCGGGCUCCACGCCGGGUGCUGUACUCAUUGAGUGGAACUUGGCAGCAACAUCAGGUUCCGGGAUGUGGGAUGUUCACACUCGAAUUGGGGGCUUCCAAGGAUCUCAGCAGCAGGUUGCUCAGUGCCCAACGACCGCAGCUGUAUCUGCCGCCUGUCAGGUUGCUUACAUGUCCAUGCAUAUUACCAAGGUCGCCAGUGGUGUUUACUUGGAGAAUGUUUGGCUUUGGACCGCCGAUCACGACCUUGAAAGCCCAACCAAUACUCAGAUCUCGGUGUAUACCGGUCGUGGUCUCUUGAUAGAAGGGAAAAAUGUCUGGCUCACAAGAUACGGAACGGGAUCCGAGCAUCACUCGCUGUACCAGUAUCAGUUCUCAGGCGCAAGUUCGAUUGUGGGAGGUUUUAUGCAGACAGAGACUCCAUACUAUCAACCAAAUCCCAACGCAGCCAACGGCCCAUACACUACCAACUCGACUCUCAAUGACCCCGACUAUAGUAGCUGUCUCGGUGGAAACUGCAACUCUCUUGGUCUCCGGAUCCUCAAUACCAAGGAUGUGAACAUCUACGGAGCUGGACUAUACAGCUUUUUCAACAACUACAGCACCACUUGCUCCACAUUCCCCCUUCCGGAGAAUUGCCAAAGUAUGAUUUUCAGUAUCGAGGGUAGUACCAGUGGACUAGUGGUAUAUGGGCUAAACACUGUUGGAACAAAUUAUAUGAUUGUGAAGGAUGGUACUGCGUUGGCGACGGUUGCCGACAAUCUGGCUACCUAUGCUGCUACUAUUGCCUACUUCACCUUCUAG